Messenger RNA from Fomitopsis serialis, 3156 nucleotides. RefSeq names its product ALIX V-shaped domain binding to HIV-domain-containing protein. Bases 157 to 2874 code for a protein of 905 amino acids. Gene Ontology annotation, biological process: protein transport to vacuole involved in ubiquitin-dependent protein catabolic process via the multivesicular body sorting pathway. The transcript has 10 exons. Gene Ontology annotation, molecular function: protein binding. The record is from RefSeq and is a predicted model, not a curated record. NCBI's taxonomy places the organism in Eukaryota, Fungi, Basidiomycota, Agaricomycetes, Polyporales, Fomitopsidaceae. Gene Ontology annotation, cellular component: endosome.
CUUGUUAUACUCCUGCCCUCUUAUAAAGCUAGCUGCCUUCUUGCUGGUCAUUACAACACUUGAGUAGCAGGUUGGACACCGGGGUGGCUUCAUAGCGGCCGGGUAUCAGGGACACCGUCACUGUAUUCAAGACUGACGAUCGACCGGGCUUGCAAGAUGGCGCACAACUCGCCAAUGGUAGCUAUCCUGAAGAAGUCAACAGAGGAGGUGGAUUGGACGACUCCGAUUCGAAGUGCGAUCUCGCACUCAUAUGGAGAGGAUCCGGACAACUAUGCGACGGAGUACGCGAACCUGCAGCGUUGCAGACAAGAUGCAGUCAAGGGCGCAGGCAGCGAUAUGACUGCCCGCGAUCUGCUGUACAAGUACUUCGGUCAGCUGGAACUGCUAGAGCUGCGCUUCGCUGAAAUCCGCAACCGUUCUGACCCCGAGGGCUUGAAGCGCGCCUUCUACUACUUCCGGACUCGGGAGGUCGUCAAGUUCCUGGUUGGCAUCAUCCUCGCGCAAGCGACAGAAGUCUUCUUCGAGAAAUGCACCGACGAGAAGAAGGGCAAUGCCCUCGUCGCGAAGAUCGCGUCGCAGACGGCCUUUAUGUACACGUCGCUCACGGAGGAGGUGAAGGAGUUCAUGGGCAAGGGCAUCUUUGAUCGCAAUUGGGUCACUUUGCUACAAAUCAAGGCCAAAUACUUCACUUCUGUCGCGCAAUACUACCGUGCCCUCGCAGACAGUGCGGCCGGAAAGCACGGCGAUGCACUGGUCCGUUUUACGGUAGCCGAAGCGGCAGCGAAGGAAGCAAACCGUUCGGCCUCAUCCUUUUCCAAUAUCUUCGUCACGCAGAUGUCCCCCAGUUUGCCUUCUGACGCUGGCUCGGCAAUACUCGAUCUGACGAAGGCACACCUGGCUCUCUGCACGGACAAGAAGAACGAGGCGCAGCGAGAAAACGAUUUGAUUUACAAUGCCGUCCUCCCUGCCGCCGAGGCCCUGCCUCAGAUUGACAAGGCGACUGUGGCGACGCCCAUCACAAUCCAGGAGGUCUACGCGACACCGGAGGUGCAAAAGGUGAUAGGGCCGGAUAUGUUCAUCCGUCUUAUCCCUCUGAGCGUCCACGAGAGCGCAAGUGUCUACUCCGAGGAGAAGGCGAAACUGGUCCGUGGCGAGGUCGAGAAAGCCGAUAACGCAGAAGUGGAGGUCAAGAGCGCCUUAGAAUCGUUGGGCGUGAAGCAAGGUUUGGCGCGCUUCAAGGCUAUCGCCGAAGGUGGUGUGGGCGGCGAGGAAGAGGUGCCUUUGGAGGUCCGUCGAUGGCGCGAAGACAUAGCGGUCAUGGAAGAGCGGGAGAGCGUCGAGAGGCUCAUGGGACAGCUGACGAAGCUCAAAGACUCCGUCAAGGGCGAGCUCGACGGCGUCAGCAGGGAGCUGGACACGGAGAGCCGGGACUGCGAGGCGAUGCGCGUCAAGUACGAUCAUCUCUGGACGCAGGAACCGUCAGGCUCCCUUACGAAAUCGUUCCGCCAGGAACUCAAGUCGCAUCUGGGUUCGCUUGACGCUGCAGCUCAGUCCGAUCAGCAGGUGGUUGCACUAUGGGACUCCGUCAAGGGAGAGAUUCGUCUGUUGCUGUCACCUCAGGUGGAAGAGGUGUUCCGGGCCAGCACGGACGGUGGCGGGGCCGGCUCUGAGAGUUUGCUUGACCUGGACGUGACCAACGAUGCUCAGAAUGAUGAAGAACGUACGCGGAUCGCCCAGUUGGUCGACGAGAUUGAGGAGCGCUUGGGACGGCUGAACAAGAUUGCUCACGAGCGUCACCAGGUCUUGAAAGACCUGAAGGAGAAGGUUCAAGCGGACGACGUCUCGCAUCUCCUGCUUCUGAACAGACGUAACCCUGGUGUCGAGAACAAUCUCUUUGCUGGAGAACUCGAGAAGUUCAAGCCUUACCAACAACGUUUGACGGCGACCGUUCAUCAUGAACAGGUGACGAUUCAAGAAGUCUCCGCCCUUUGGCGUGCAUUGAAGGACUUAGCCGGUCGCGGACCUGGGGCGAAGAAAUGGGAGGAACGUGAAAGGAGAAAGAAGGAUACUAUUCGCCGCUUUUCACGUGCUCGAGACGGUUACAUGGAAGUCAGGGACGGUAUUGCGAAGGGUCUACAGUUCUAUAACGAGCUCACGGAACUCACCACGGUGCUUCGACGCAACGCGAAAUCCUUCGUGUCAGAGCGGACCGUGGACCGCGAAAGGUUGGCUGCUGAGCUGGAGACGCAGCGGCGCUUCUCCCAAUCGGCAGCGUCUUCGCCUCCACCUCCACCACCUCCGCGGCCAGUACAGUCCAAGCCAACAGGGCUGGAGGCGUCAUUCGCGUCGAUGAACAUUCAAGGCAGGAACGGGCCGAUGUCUCCUCCACCUCCUGCGCAGAGCUCAUGGCAGUCGACGCCUGCUCCUUCUGCGCCCCAGUAUCCCUCACCCCCUCACAACUCGGCCUUCUCUUCUCCACCGUCAAGUACCGCCACCAGCCCUCCACCUCCACCUCGUCCGCCCCAAUUGUCACAGCAAUACCCUGUUGCUCCUCAGCAGUCUGCGUACCAGCCAUCAUACUCACAGCCACAGUAUGGGCAGCCGCAACAGCAGCCGUACUCGCAGCCUCAGCACCAGAACUCAUAUCCGCCUCCAUCGUCACAGCCACAGUAUGGUGGAGGCUAUCAGUCACCAGCACCGACAGCAGGUUCACCAUUUCCGCCUCCUCCUCCGCCUAUCUCAUAUCAGUCACAAUAUGGAACACCGCCUCCUCCGGGUCAGCAGCAGCAGCAGCAGACUGGGUACCAGUAUGGAAUGCCGCCACCGCCACCGCCCCAACAAUAUGGGCAAUAUCCGCAAGGCUAUGGCCGAUAGCAGAGUGCAUAUAUACGGAGGAGUAGAGCGUGACUGUAUGUAUGCUAGUUGUUUCCCGAGUAGCUCUCGAGUCCACAUGGAAUUGAAGGGUCAACAAGCUGUCUAAGUGCUGAACGGUCGAUGCGCCCUGUAGUCUGCGCCUCUGCGGCCACUACUUGAUGUGAUAGAACUGAUUAACAUACGCAUCCAAGACACAGCCUGGGCAACCUGCAUAAAAAUCGUAUACACUCUCCAUGCAUACGCAUUCCUGAUAGUAGGCCUACUAGUAGGACAGGCUAUGUA